CCCGCCGGUAAAGCAUUACACCGCUCUAUCGUACACCGCUUCUGAAGUCAAUAUUGACUCCGCGUCCAGCGCACUAUAUUCCGCGCCGUGUUUUGCGCGGAGCUGACGUGCUGCUCGCAGGCUGGUGGCUGCUCUUCGCUCGGCUGUUGUCCUGAUAUCACUCCGCUAGCAUGGAGGAGGGGAGCGCUUGAUUAUUGUGAUGGUGGCAGCUGCUGUACACAUUGGCGACUGUAGGAUUUCCUCUCCAGCCAUCGGGACUUUAAGAAACUGCACACCUUGUUCGCGCUCGGGGAGGGUUUCGCCGUCCAAACUAAUGAAAUGCAAGUUCACGAAACAACUCCGGAGCCUGAUCGCAGCAGACGGCAAAACUUUUUUCAAAAGGACAACACAAUAAAACGACGGGCUCGCAGCAGCGGUGCUUAUGCGUGAUGGUUGCGAGUAACAUCCGGAUGUUUGAUGGAGCUCCAGUAGAGGCGAGAGAGUAACAGACCCGGUCGCCUCUCUCGCUCCUCCACGGUCCCGCACUGUUGUCUAUUGAGUGGUUGACACGGCGAUCCUCCCGGAGGAGGGAUUAACACUCAUUUAAACGCUUCUUUCUCCCCAAUUUCACUGUAUCUGCCUCCCUGGCGAAGCGGACUUCUGCCCCGCUUUGGAGAGGGGAGAGAGAGUCAGGGGGGCUUGACAAAGUUCUUCCCGAAUCACAGAUGAUGGGGGAUUUUGCCAGCCCCGCUGCCGUACCGACCGGCGGCGGCAUUUGCAUUAAUAACAGUAACGUGAACUUAAACUCUGCCAUUAAUGCAACCAACAGCAGCACCGGCGGCGGCGGUAACGUGGGCAUACCGAAGCACAGCACGGUGGUGGAGCGGCUCCGGCAGCGGAUCGAGGGCUGCCGGCGGCACCACGUCAGCUGCGAGAGCCGAUACCAGCAAGCGCACGCCGAGCAGCUGGAGCUGGAUCGCCGGGAGACGUUGAGUCUGUACCAGCGGAGUUUAGAGCAGCGGGCCAAAAAAUCCAGCAACAGCAAACAGCAGAGCAAGCAACAAGAGCCCGAUUCAACCGCGACCACCGAGCAGAGGAGCAGCACUCUGAUCGCGCUCCAGGAGACAGUAAAGAGGAAAUUGGACAGUGCCCGGUCUCCUUUAAAUGGUGACCAAAACGGUCUCAGUGAUGGGAGUUACUCUCCCACUAUAAAGAGACUCCGUAAGGAAGGAUGCACUGGAAUGGACUCUAUUGGUAGCCUCCCACCCAUUUCCCCACUUCAUACGAUGGACAUCAAACCCACCUUGCCCUUGGGCAACAACAGUGCCUCCUCAAACAACGGAACCGGCAACGGCAAUGCUGGUACAAACCAUAUUACUGGACGACCUGAGGAUUUAGGCAAAAAUGGUGGAAUGCCUGAUAUUAAACUGAAUGGUUCAUUGGAGUUGGAAGAUGGCUUUAGCCUACUAAAGGACAUGAAACAAGAGCCUUUGGACGAUGGUGGUGGAAUUGAUUCCUCGGAAACGUCACUUUCAAAUCAGAACAAGCUAUUCUCUGACAUCAAUCUGAACGACCAGGAAUGGCAGGAACUUAUUGAUGAGCUGGCGAACACGGUGCCUGAGGAUGACAUGCACGACCUCUUCAACGAGGACUUUGAGGAGAAAAAGGAGGUGAGUGACUUCACACGGGCCACAACGGAACAAAUGCAGCUUGCACAAGACCCAGCACCUAACUCUGUAGCCACGGCACCCAACAGUACACCGCAACCGCAGAGUGGACAGAUGCCCAUGGGGUCACCUCAGGUGAGACCAUCUUCCUCUGGUCCCCCAUUUGCAACGGCUGCCAAUGGGACACCGCCCCAGCAACCCUUGCAGCAGUCACCAGCAGUUGGAAUGCCAUCAGGAUCGCCUGCUAACUGCGUGGCUCGUUCUCCGCAAACGCCCACCCAAGCGCAGACCCAGGCCUCAAGGCCCGGGAAUGGAUAUAUGAUGAAUGCAGGUCCUGCCGUUGGCCCCGUGGCAUCAACUCCAGUAACAGGAGGUGGUCCUGGAUCAGGGGGAACAGGUGGAGGUGUACCAGUCCCGCCCUCCUCUGAACUUUCACCGGCUGAGCAGCUGAAGCAAAUGGCUGCCCAGCAGCAGCAACGUGCCAAACUCAUCCAACAAAAACACCAACAGCAGUCCCAGGGAGCAAACUGGUCACCUGCAGGAGCACCAACAAGCCCAUACAGUGGACCCUUUAACCCAGACAAACCAAAUAGCCCGUUGAUGUAUACGCAGGCUUUUAAUGCUAGCAACACAAUGGGGCCAAAAACACCAAGCAUGAACAACUACCUCCCACAGAACCACAUGAACAUGCUCAACCAGCAACAGCAGCAGCAGCAACCUAAUAACUUGGUUGCCCAAAACAACCUCAAUAAGCAGCUCUCUUAUAGCAACACCAAGCCACUGACUCAUUUCAGUGGAGUAGACCACAUGAGUCAGCGGAUAACACCGCCCAUGGCCAAUCAAGCCAAAAACCCGAUGAUGCCCUACUUGCAGGGCACCGCAGGGCAAGGGGGUGGGCCACCACAAGCUCCAGGUCCAAUGCCCAACCAGUCAGCCCAUUUAAAUGAAGAACAGAAGAGGAUGAUGAUGAUGAAUAAAAAAAUGCUGAGUCAAGGCAUGCCAUAUGGCUCAAUACAGCAGCAUAUACAGGAAGUUGUGGUUGGACUGCCGCGACAGGCUGGUGGAGUCCAGCCACCUCAUGGAGGACCUGGGGGAGUGACCUCAGCAGGACCUAACGGGGCAGGGCCCGGCAGUUAUAUGCCCAAUCCACAGCAGCAACAACAGGCAGCCAUGAUGAAGCAGAUGAUGGCUAUGGAGCAGGAAAAGAGGGUCCAGCUCCAUCUGAUGGAGCAGCAGAAAGCACAGCUUAUGAGAGAACAGAGACAACAGCAGCAGCAGCACAUGCUGGCAGAACAGUUACAACAGCAGCAGCAUCUCCCCAGACAGAUGAGUCAGGCACAGAGGAAUCCAUACCCGCUCCAGCAGUUUCAAGGCACGUCCCAGGAGAUGGCAGCAAGGAACCAGACACUGCAGAACAUGCGCAACGCUCGACUUCUGCAGCAGCAGCAGCAACAACAGAACCCUGGGAUACUGCAGAUGACACCCGUCCAAAAUUCGGGCGCCAUGCCUUCGCAGGGUGACAUGAGCAUGGCCUAUGGAGGCCAGGCAGGUACACAGACCGGGAUGUACCAAGGUAUGAACCCAAACAUGGGCCAAAUGCUCCAGCAGCAACAGCAGCACCAUCCCAACCAGACCGGCAUGUUGAUGGCGCAGAGACAAGGGGGCGCCGGCGGGCAAGGGAUGGUCGGCGGAGGCACUGGAGGCGGGUAUGGGCAGGGAAUGCUAAUGAAUCCGUCCCUCCCGCAGCAGCAAAUAAAAUCAGCCGGUGUUGCCCCUGGUGGGCAGCCGAUGGCCAAAGUUAGACUGCAAAGCAUGAUGGGAGGCGGAGGCCAGACGUGGCAGCAGCAGCAAAACAUGCAGGCCAUGGGCGGAAGGACUUCAAAUGACAUGGUGGCGUUUAACAGUAACCCUGCAUACGCCAUGCAAGGUGGCCAGGCUCCAAGAAUGGCCAAGCAACAUUUCGCACAAGCGAUGGGCGGACAGACUAUGGUGGACCCGCGUUCGAUAAACCCAGCGGCAAUGGGUGGGCCGAUGAUGCCGCACAUGGCAGGGCAACCAAGGACCAACCAGCCGCGGGGUAUGGUGAUGCCAGGCAUAAACCAGGGUGUGCCCAACAUGGCUGCUUUCGGACAGGGCCCUGCUCAGGGCAUGCCGGGAACAUCGGGAGGGGGUGGGCCGUACAUGCCAGGGGGUCAGCCUCAGGGCUACCAGAGGACGUCCAGUCAGGACCUGGCAUACGGUUACAGCAGCCAAUCAGGGGCUGGGGCCGGGGUUUCGUUCGGCUUGUCAGAUGGGACAGAUUUGGAUUCAACGGAAGGUUGGAUGGAAGAGUUUUUCCCCAGCCAAUAGCCUAAGGGAUUUUUUAACAGGACAAUUUUAUGGAAAAUGUGAUUCGUUUUAUUGGUUUUUUUUUUUUAUUACAUGGUCGACAAAUCUAAGAAAUAUAUUACAUGUUGUGUAUUACAUGUGUGUGCUGUCACAAUAUUUAAACCAAUUCCUCUCUGUUUGGGUUGCUUCUUGAGCAAGGAUCCGGUGUUCUGUGUGGUGUGUUUUUUUUGAAGAAAUAAGCAUUUUGGAUUUGAUCCAUUUCUGUCUUUUUUCCUCUUAUAUCCUUUCUGCUGGAUUAAGGGCAAGAGGCACUGAAAACCUGCAAAAUGACAUUGAGAAAGAUUUUAUGGAUGUUUUUAUGUAUUGUUUUUAGUUCACCCUUAUUCUGACAUCCUGUUCACGUAUGAAAGAGUGUGUGAAAAUAUGAGGUGGGCCUUUGUCAACAUUGGAUCCCUAUUCCCAAACCAAACAGUUCACCACACCUCUUUCUUCUCUUACAUAUCUUCUCUCUCUCCCUUUUUCGCUGCUCUUGACGUGUUCAUCCUCUGCAUUUUCUCUGCUUUGUGCUUGUGUGUGUGUGCUUGUGUGUGUGUGUGUGUGUGUUUGCACUAUGAGCAUCACAGCAAAACACAUCAGACUCUGUGUGCUCUCAGUGCAUGCAAGAUGGAUGCUCUGCUGUCGCUAGGCGACCGGUGUCAGUAGAAGAGUGAAGCCAUGUGUGUGUUUGUCAACUAGGUGUUUGUUAAUAUUGCUUGAAGAGAUUUGGCAGCUACAAACUUCUCCCUCCCCUCCCUAAAACUGUGAGAACGAUGUUUUCUUUAGUCACAAUGGCAGCUAGAAAGGAAACUAGGACAUGAACUCAUCAAGUAUCAAAGUAACAUUUAUGAUGCAAUUUUAACUGCCCACAGACAUUUAAUCUGAGGCAAAUUCAGUGUUUUAAUUCAUACAUCUAGAAAUUUAAACCAAUAUUUAAAUGCUUCCCAACAUUCUGUUUUUUUUUUCUCCUUUCUUUAGCUGAACAUUAUUGCUUGCGAACACUGGUUGAAGAUAUUUUAAUAAGAAAAAAAUACACCGUACAUACUGUAUUUACGCUCAUGGGUCAUACCACUUUUCAUCUUUUAUUUUACUCUUCAAAUGACAAAUAUUUAUUAGUUUCUGUAAUGUUUAAUUUCAAUCAUUGCACCACUUCCAGCUCUUGAACACACUGACACUCCUUUACCUGCUACACAAUGGCUGACAGAGGAAAAACAAGCACAUCAAGACUCCAUCAAGCCAACUGUAUUGCAGACAACUUUUCAACUCUUUCAAAUGUGACAAAAUUUAAACAAAAACAAAAAUCGACUUAAUUUGUUAAUAAAGGCAUUUUCUCUUUAUUGGGAAUAUACAUUUAUUUAUGACCCUGAUUAUGAACCAUUGUUGUGAGUUUGUCAACUAAUUUUAAAUGAAGUCUCAAAAUGUUAUCUUACUAGCCAGACUUUAGUUUUCUGCUGUUUACCAUGAGAUGCCACACAAAUAAGAACAUCUAUCUUUUCUGCUCUGUUGUGUGUUGCUACGGUAUUAUGGUAUUAUAGUCAUGGUGUCUUUGUAAUCAAACUCUAGUUUUAUCGUUUCCACUCUCUGAAGAAUGAACAUGAAUGUAACAUUGUGACUGACUUGCCUUUUUUUUUUGUGAGAAAUGUUUGUCUUAAUGGGAGAUUGAACGCAUUCACAUCUUCAGUGUUUUGCAGUGUUAUGUUGCUCUGUCAAGAGGAUUGCAGAUGGAGAGGGUAAAGCCCACGUCCUCCUGCCGUCUCACCAAAUAUCAACAAUCUGGGACCAAGAUUAACAUGUUUUUGAUUUCUGUUGAAGUCAUCGAGCUUAUCUUUUUCUUCUUUUUAUUUCGUACUGGUGCUGACAUAUAUGUGAUGGAAAAAGAUAUAUAUCAGAUACAGUUAUUUGUAAAUAUGUUUUUACUAUUUUAAAUACAUCAGAGGAUACGUCUCUACUCACUGUAAAGAUAUUGCUGUUUGUUUA
Molecule: messenger RNA, 5987 nt
Organism: Sinocyclocheilus rhinocerous
Lineage: Eukaryota; Metazoa; Chordata; Actinopteri; Cypriniformes; Cyprinidae
Product: mastermind-like protein 3
Exons: 5
Coding region: 705-3995 (1096 amino acids)
Biological process (GO): Notch signaling pathway; positive regulation of transcription of Notch receptor target
Cellular component (GO): nuclear speck; nucleoplasm
Molecular function (GO): transcription coactivator activity
Source: RefSeq, a predicted model, not a curated record